AUGUAAAACCAAUUUAACGAACAAGAACUACUAUAUAUAAUUAAGAACUAUUCUAAAUUAUUAAGUUUGUUUGAAGAUCAUAAUUAAAAAUAAACUUAAGUAAUUAUUUUAAUAGGAGUGACUGGUGCUGGUAAAAGUACUUUAUUCAAUUUCUUGAGCGGAGCUGAGUUUGACAUGAUUGGUAAGGAAAAUUAAUAAUUCUUAAAUAUUAAAGAUGGAGCAUAACAAUUUGCUGCCAUAAAAGGAGGAAUGAAAUCAAUCACAAAGAGUCCUAAUUAUUACUUUUCAGAAAUGUACAAUGCAUUAUUAAUAGAUUUUCCUGGAUUCUAAGAUACAGAUGGAAAGAUAGAUUAAGUUCUUAUAUAAUUAUUAUUUUAUUAAAUAUGCAGAUCCGCAAAUGUGAAAAUUGUAUAUGUUGUUAAACAUCCAGAAACUCGUUUUAAUAACAGAGGAACUUAAAUUUAAGAUUUCAUAAGGCAAACAUUUUAAGGAUAAAAUUUAGAAAUGUCUUAAAUUUGUUUGAUGCUAAAUUGCUAUAAUGAUAAAUUAUCAGAUGAUAAUCUAAUCUAAAAUGUUUAAGGUUAACUUGAAUAAAUUUAUAGAUGUAGGCCUCAAAAUAUUUGUGUUAUGAGAAAAAUAAAAAAACAUUAAGAUAUUUAACAACAUUUUACUAUUCAAAAAAGAGAUUUUUUAUUUUAAUAAUUUUUGAAAUCCAAUUCUGUUUUUAUAUUUCCUCAAUAUAUACCUUAAAGCGAAUUAAUUAGUCAAUAUUUAAGUGAAAAAAGUGAAAAAAUUUUAGAACAAUUAAGUUCAACUUUAGAGAAGAGUUUGGAUAAUUAGAUUGAAAAUCUUAAUUAUGAAUUAAUAAAAAAAGUAGAAAAUUCUUUAAAAGAGAUAUCAAUAACAAUUAACAAUUAGUAAAAAGAUAUGGUUUAAUGGUUUUUAGAACUAAUUAAUUUAUUGAUAAGAUCAAAUGAACUUUUAAACUCCGAAAAUACAACAAAUUUAAGUUAUUAAAAUUUUUUGACAAUAUUUAAUUUUUUUGCUUCUUUUUCAGAAUUUAUUUCUGGAUUUGAAGAUAUAAGACAUAAUGGAAUAAUUGCUUAAGAGAAGUGUGAGAUUAUCAUAAAGAUUGUUUAAACUAAAAUUGAUGUUCUUGUAAAAUAACGAGAACUUUUGGAAGAAGAAGAGCAAAAAAGGAUAGAAGCAUAGGAAAGACGAAGAGCUGAAAAAAAUCGUCAACUAGAAGCUUAAUAAGCAUAAUAGGCUUUAUAGAAUUUCCAAAAAUAAUCUGUUUUACAUUGUGAUAUAUAAAAUAAUUUGAAUAAAGAAAUUAAAGAAACUUUUGAAGUUAAAUUUUUAAAUUAAGAAUUAAUCCAUAAACAUUAAUAAUUAGAAUAUGAUAACUAAAGAUAAAAAGAGAAUAAACUGAAUGAAUUAAGAAAAAUUUAAUAAAGUACUUAAAUUUCUUAAUCACAAUUAAAUCUAAUUGAUGAUGAAUAGGGGAUUAGUUAGAAAAAAAUAGAUGAUCUAACUAAAUCAUGUUAAGAAAUCUAGAAGAAAAAUAAUAGCGAACAUGAAAAGUUCGAAAAAUUAUUUCAAUAAUAUCUUGAAGAAAAUCAUUCAAUUAACGAAACUAUUCAUAUUGA
Messenger RNA from Paramecium pentaurelia, 1649 nucleotides. The record is from the annotation of a GenBank genome assembly. Lineage: Eukaryota; Ciliophora; Oligohymenophorea; Peniculida; Parameciidae.